AUGGAUCUGCACGGUCUUUGUAAAUUAAUAAAUCUCCCCACCAGAAUAACAGCAAACAAACAAUCAGUUAUUGACAACAUAUUUGUAGAUGGCUCGUUGAAUGUGUGCUUGCAAGGAGUGUUGGCCUGUGAUUUGUCUGAUCAUUUGCCGGUCCUCACACAAAUUUCUUUCAGCAAACAAGUAAAAAAAGAAAAACUCAUCGUAGUGCCUUCAACAAAAUUCUUGUUCUCAUCAAAUCGAAUCAGCAACUUAAAUAAACGACUUUGUGAAAUUGAUUGGACCGACGUAUAUGAUUGUUGGGAUGUCGAAAUGGCUUGGGUAAAAUUUGUCGAGCUUUUCAAAUGUUGUAUGAUAAAAUGCUGCCAAGUAAGUAAUAAUAAAAUUAAUAAGAUCAGCAAACAAAAGCCAUGGUUCAAUAGUGAAAAUAAAAAGAUACUGAAAGCUAAAAAUCGAUUGUUUAAAAAAUUCCUUAAAAACCCAAAUGAUGAAAACAAUAAUAAUUAUAAAUCUGCAAAUAAAAUUUAUAAAAAAAUAAAAAACAACGCAAAGAAACAGUAUUUCCAUAAUAUUCUAGAAAAUAACAAACAUGAUAUGAAAAAAUCAUGGAAAAUUAUGAAUGAUGUUCUGAGGAGAUCAAAUAACGACUCAAAAAGUAAUAAUAUACAUCUGAAAAGAAAUGGCCAGAUUGUAAAUGAUCCAGAAAAUGCUCUAAAUGAUCACUUUGUUUCUAUCGCCGAGAAACUUAACGUAAAUUUUGUUAAAACUUUUGAAUAUAAAAAAUCAAUGAAAAACACUAUUCAAAAUUCAAUGUUCAUAAGUUCAGUGACAACGUCAGAGAUAAACUAUCAAGAUCCCUGGGCGCCAUCAACAGAAUCAAAUUCUUUCUACCAAGACGCUCUCUAA
Messenger RNA from Helobdella robusta, 903 nucleotides. RefSeq lists its product as hypothetical. NCBI's taxonomy places the organism in Eukaryota, Metazoa, Annelida, Clitellata, Rhynchobdellida, Glossiphoniidae. The coding region runs from base 1 to 903 and encodes 300 amino acids. The transcript has 2 exons. The record is from RefSeq and is a predicted model, not a curated record.